UGAUUGGCCGAGAGGUGACCACGUGGUGGAGCGCAGUCAGUCUCUGUGCGGUGCCUCGAGCCAGCGCUGAGUGGAGCCUGUCUGCCAGCAGCUUCAGCAGCGGCUCUAUCUGGAUCCUAGCACACUCACUGACAAUUAAAGGAGGCCCCUUUUCCUUCUUAUUCCCGCGGAUUAUUGUUCACCAUGGGCGACAAAAAGAGCCCUACCAGGCCAAAAAGACAAGCUAAACAGACCGCCGACGACGGCUACUGGGACUGUAGCGUCUGCACCUUUAGGAACACAGCCGAGGCUUUUAAAUGCAGCAUCUGCGAUGUGAGGAAGGGCACAUCAACAAGGAAACCCAGGAUCAACUCCCAGCUGGUUGCCCAGCAGGUGGCCCAGCAGUACCCCAUGCCUCCCCCGCCCAAAAAAGAGCGACGGGAGCGGAGCGAGCGCACAGACAGGGAGCGGCCAGACGGUGAAGCCGAGCGCGCAAACGGGGAGGCUCGCCCCGAAAGUGAGCGCCCAGACCUAGUGAGGCCCGAGGGAGACGCCCCAGACAAGGACCAUAGCGACAAGGAACAGCCGGUCCAAGACAAAGCCGACAGAGAGAAGGACAUCAGCCCGGCCAUCACGAAGAAGCCGGGCAUCAAAAAGAGCAGACCCAAAUCAGACAACCAUCAGAGCCCGCCGAGCGAUAAGCAAAGUAUACAGUCUGGCAAAUCAGUAACCAAAACCAACAAGAAUAAUCACAUUUCCAGGCCCAAACUGAAGAACAUCGACCGGAGUACGGCCCAGCAGCUGGCCAUCACCGUGGGCAACGUGACGGUGAUCAUAACAGACUUUAAGGAGAAGAGCCGCUCCUCGUCCACGUCCUCGUCCACCAUCACGUCGAGCGCAGGCUCCGAACAGCAGCACCAGAGCUCCGGCUCCGAGAGCAUGGACAAGGGCUCCUCGCGUGCCUCCACGCCCAAAGGGGAUCUCUCCGUGGGGCACGACGAAUCCUUCUGAGGGCCCGCCACCCCCCCCGCCCUCGCCAGUUUCUCCCUUUACCACGCCCACUUCACCCCUUUUCACUGUUGCUUUCUGGACACCGUGGAUCCCAAAAGGGGGAGAGACUUACCUUCCCCACCCUGGAUGCUAAGGUACUGGCUGGAGGAGGAGACUCGGAUACACGCCCUCGUCGGCAACUCCUCCAACGGCAGAGGAAAAGCAGAGCUGUGGUUCAAGGCCAGACACUUGUACGUAUUGUUUUAUAUUUCAACGUGGAUGUGGGGCCGAGUCCAUCUUUUUUUUUUUUUGUCAAGAACAAUUCUCCGACGGGCACAAUAACCACCAUCCUUUUAUUAUUCUCCGUACCCUUAUUUAUUACCUUGUUGCACCUGUAUACUUUGAUAUUUCCUUUUUUAUGUUGAAGCUUUGCUGUGUAGCUCUGCCCAACCAUCGUAUCCUCAGUGUUUUUAUUGCAGUUAAAAACUAUGCCAGGACCCCCCCCCCUCCCCAACACACACACACACACACACACACACAAAGGUGCUAGAUUCACUGUGAAAGGUUUUUUGCCCAAUCGCUCAAUGUGAUGAUGACAAAAAAUCAUCACUCCCUUUUCACUCUGAACACUGUUGGGACCUUCCUCCCCACUGGCGUUGGAUCAGAAAAAGGUCACCUGAAGGCCAGAUGCCCGACUUUCGACUCGAUUGUCUAUAAUCUUAUACAGUAUUGUGUGUCCUUAACUGUACAGUGUAGGCUGUUGUGUGAAACACUAAAAGCUGUCUAUUUCCUCCAUUCCGUACUUCAAAUCUUGGCUUUUCCGAAUGAAAGGUUGAAGUUGUGCGGCUCUUAAGUUGGAGUUUUGUCUUGGAAUGGCUGAUUGGGACCGUUGCGCGCCGUCCCACUCGGUGAAACCAACACUCUUUGGGACCGUUGCACGCCGUCCCACUCGGUGAUACCAACACUCUUCAACCAACUCUUGUUUCGUUUUUGUUGACGCCUCGAUACGUGAUACAGUGGAACCUCUGUUAGCGUCAUGAAUCCGUUCCGGAAGAUCCGUUUCUCACUGAAGCCAGAUAUGAAGCAGAAUACUUUUUUAUAUAGUUUUCCAUACGGAAAACCAUUUAAAAUGCAUAUAAAUGAUGAAUGAAAGGGAUAAAUGAGUAUUUAACCUAACUUAACUAGGUAGGAGUUAUUUCCUGUGUUCAAUAGGGUUUCACACCUACAUAAAAUUGCUGGCACUUGAACCUUUUCUUGGCUCUAUUGUGGGUUAUUUGGCAUCCGCGAUCAAUAAGAAAAGCAUAGACUAGUAUCGUAACUGUGUUUGCUAGCAGGGAACUACAGCAAACGAUGAUGGAACUGGGGGACAAAUGAACUGAGACAAUCUUUUUGCCAGAACUCACGAUUCCGGAUUUGUGCUAACAAGGAUGUUUUGUGCGUAAAAAAAAAUGUUACAAACGCAAUUGAACUCAUGCGAUUUACGACGGAGCAGGGUGACGGUGAUUACCAGUUCCGUUUUCCAUGCUAACACCCCGCUAACAGCGGCGUUUUGGAAUAAAGACACACAGUCGGACUCUCGCAGUUUAUUAAUAACCUGAAUAACCGAGACCAUAUUUUUGACUGAGCUCGGGAACAAUGACUUCCGGUUUCGGAUUCCCUGCUAACAUGCUAACAAUGUCUUGUGCUAAAAAUAUAUUAUGAACACAGUUGAACUCAUGCAGUUUUAUGAACAAAACGCUACUAUAUUGGAUGUUAAACGACUAAUGUACGCAAACCGAGGCAAACAUUUCAUGUGAAUUUCAGCUUCCAGUUUUGUUUUCCACGCUAACACCCUGCUAACGGUGACAUUUGGUAAUAAAGACACAUUUUGAACACAGUCAGACUCUCGCUGUUUAGUAUUAACCUGACGUACGCUAACCGGGAAUGUUUGCAAACCAAGUUUUGGUGGUGGUUUUCUACUGGCGACGGAACUAGUUGACAAUUCCGUUUUCCACGCCAAUAUGCCGGUAACGGACGUUUUGUGGUAAAUAUACGUUCCGAACACAGUCGGAUUCGGUCGUGUAUUCAUAGCACAACAAGAUGCUCACUAGAAUUGUACGCUGCAUUUUUUUGAUAUGCUAACUCGGGUUCCACUGUAUAGAAACGAGUGCAAAAACAUUUUUUUUAAUUUGAAAAAUGAAUGAAAUCCUUUUGUAGUAAUGGAAAGACUCCAGUCAUUGAAGGUAAAAGUGUUGCUGUGGUCAGUAAAACACAAUCGCUCUUUCAGUUCUUUGACAACACAACACUUAUUUAAAGGUUGGAUUUCACCUUUAGCUCAUAAUACUAGAACAACCUAAUUUCCUUUUCAACUGUAUGAAAUUGUAUAAAGAAUAAAUGUGUAUAUGAUAUCUUAGUUUUAUUUAUUGAAGGACCAAAGGAAUUUCAUAUUGACAUACAUAGAUGAAUAACAAUUUGAAAUGCAAUUACUGCAAUUAUCUAAUGUUUGAGAUGAAUAAAGACUAAUAUAAUCAUGUAAAUGGUGUUUUAUUGUUCACUCAUUGUCACGGCAGUACUUGUGCCCCCACCCCCAACGCGCGGGUGUUUAAUUUGUAUCUUCAAUCAUACGUGUCUCAUAUCUUUUUGUUUCUUCUUCUGUGUAAUCAUACUUUAUUGAGUAAAACUAUGCCAUCAGUGUUCAAGGUGGGGAGAGAGGCCGAGUGGGCCGGACAAUGUCCAAUUUGUACACCCGAACCACCCGCUUUUGUAUCGCAAUCUUUCCAAAAACUGGCCCGAAAAGCCACGAUUUCACCUGCCUUACCUGCAGCCACAUGCAAGUGAAGGGUAAAUGAAUGACUCUUGGCCGUUUGGAGUAUAUGACGUGUAUAUACUUUUAAAAAGGUGCAAACACUAUGAAAUGAUUGAAGCUGAAGUUUUCUUUUUGGUUUUUUUUUUUAUGUUACCCGUUUUUCUUUCCGCGCAAGCAGUUCUGUUCUUGUGUGCGACCAGUAACCUUAAUUUACUGUGUAAAGAUGGUUACAUUUUUUUAGCUUGGUUUGUCAGAGACCCGAAUAUAGAAUGCUUGUUUACUGACUGUAUAUCUCUAACCGUGAAUUUCCAACUCAGUGUAUUAUACAAACUCAUUUCUUCCUAUAAGAUGUCUUGUACAACGCUUUUAAAGCUUAUUGUUCCGUUGGGGGAAGGAAAAAAAAAAUGUCGGAUACAAUAAUCCAUAUUUUUGUUGAAUCUUUUUUUAUUUUUUUUGCAUUAGUUUUGUUGAACUUGGAGCUGACGUGUCAUUGUUUCCUCUUGUGAAAUGCUCACGUUUUGAGUUUUCUGGUGUGGAAAUGUACAUAGCAUUUUCAGCACAUCACGGCUUCUUGUCCAGCUUCUGAUGUUGAAAUGCGACAUGUUCCUGGCAUGUGCACGACUUUUGCGCUGAUAGGCUAAACCUGAUCAUUUUCCUUCUCGCUUCAAAUAGAAAA
Messenger RNA from Doryrhamphus excisus (bluestripe pipefish), 4430 nucleotides. It is a transcript of the gene rybpb, whose product is annotated as RING1 and YY1 binding protein b. Gene Ontology annotation, cellular component: nucleus. Gene Ontology annotation, biological process: positive regulation of DNA-templated transcription. The record is from RefSeq and is a predicted model, not a curated record. Lineage: Eukaryota; Metazoa; Chordata; Actinopteri; Syngnathiformes; Syngnathidae. Gene Ontology annotation, molecular function: transcription coregulator activity; DNA binding.